Pelodiscus sinensis (Chinese soft-shelled turtle) is the source of this 7622-nucleotide messenger RNA. The record is from RefSeq and is a predicted model, not a curated record. Lineage: Eukaryota; Metazoa; Chordata; Testudines; Trionychidae.
GGGGAAAAUGCGUAUGGAUGACAAGAUUAACUGAUAAGCCUAGGCUUAUCAGUUAACCCUAUAUUUGACUACAUAUUGACAUCCCUAGAUCAGACCCUCCUCCUACUUAUCCUUCAUUGACAUAGUCUCCCAUCUGGAAAACUAAAUUUGUCUUUUCACAGGGUGUGAAUUUUUCCCAGCAUCUUUUGGUUUGGGAAGAUGAGAAGAUGGGGUAUUGUGAGUGCUUGGGUUGAACUCCAUAUAGCUUCCACAUGGCAGAGUUGGGCUCUUUCUAGUCCACUGUGAAAUCCAUAAAAGGACUGAGGCACUGAAAUGCUGAGUGUUGUGCUGCCUAACUUUUAGACACUUAGAAAAUCUCAGGAACAACACUGUGAUCCACAAGGCUGAGUUAGGCUCCUAGGUUUCUUAUGCAAUGAAUGAGGAGAUGGGUGCUGAAGAGUAAAAUCCACAAAAACCAGCCUGCUAGGCAGCUCUGUGCCUAACCCAGACAGUGGGAGAUGCUGAUGUGCUAAGCCCUGUGCCUUUCUCAGAGGUAGGCACCUAGCUCUGCUAGUGAUGCACAAAUGAGAGGAAGAAGAGGUUUUGCAGCUGCCCACUUUAUAACUUUCAGGAUGUGGGCGAUUCAAGUUCAAUUAUCCUGUCCCUGUCAGAGAGAGAGGAAGAUUCUACCACUUCUUAGAAGAGUGCUCUAACCGCUGAACUAUGGGUUUCUCUGAUAUGGCGCUCUCUGUCUGUCUGUCUGUCUCUCUCUCUCUCUCUCUCAAGUGAUUGGAGGAGGGAGAUUGGACCCAGGUUUGCUAUGUCCCCCAUGCUAUGCCUCAACCACUGGACUUCAAAGUAUUUCCCAAUCUCUCUGUCUUUCUCUGGCCCAAUCACCCUCUAUUUAUCUAAGGCGAUGUCUACACUGGAAAGACUUGGUAACAAAAGCGCUGUCAACAUUCCAAAGUUGCCACAACUGAAAACUCAUCAAACCCCCUCUCUCAGCUGCAUUAGAGCAAUUUACCGCCUUAUGCUGUCACACCGUCCCCUCUUCAGAUGCACUAAUAACUUACCACCCCUCAUGGCUGCUGCCUGCACCAUCCCUCCUACAGCCUGCACAGCAACUUAUCCUGUGUCUCUUCCCUUGCUUCAUGACCCUGCAUCUCUUCCCUUCCUUCAUGCUCCACAUAGAGUAGCUGAGAGUUGUCAAAAAAUAUUGGGACAUAAGAAAAAUUCCAUAUUGCCUGGCACACUGGUUGUCACCGGAUUGAGCCUAACCUCCUUGUCCACUACCAUCUUUUCAUCAGUAUCUUCUGUGUCUCGGUCAACUCCUGUUUCUGACUCUGUGCUAUGGGAAUUAUCCACAUUCUCCUUGGGUGUUCCCUGUGCUAUGGGAAGUAUCCACAAUCCUCCUCUCCCCAUUCAGGAUUGUGUCCAGUUCUUUAUAAAAAUGGCAUGUUAUAGGUGCAGCAUCAGACUAGCUGUUUGCCUCCUUUGCCUUCUGGUAUGCCUGCCGGAAUUCCUUUAUCUUGACUUUGUAUUGUAGGAUGUCUUGCUCAUAUCCCCUUUUCACACAGGUCUUGAGAAAUGUGACUGUACAUGUCCCAGUUCCUAUGGGCCACUUGCAGCUGUGACUGCAUCCAUUCUUUACCCCACACACUGAUAAGAUCCAAAAGUUCUGUGGUGCUUCAAAAGCAGGAUAACAUUUUGAGCGAUAGCCACCCCUGUUUCCCUGAGAAGAUGCCAUGAGGACCACUACACAAGCAGCCAGACGCCAGAAAAUUAACUUUAAAGUUCCUGGGUUUUGCAGGUUUUAACUCUGAUGGAAUUGCUCCCUACAGUGGUGUAGCUGAAUUCUAUUAAAAGAAUUGCCAGUAUGGAAGAUACUGAGUUCUUUGAUAUUUGUGAAAAGGAGCAGACAGCUGCUACACCAUUUUUGGAACAAGAAAAAGAUGACGAUGACAGUGCAACAGAUCAGUUCUGGCAUGUGGUGAACCCGCUAAAAGGACACAAGAUUGGAGAAGAGACAGAGGAGGAGGAGGAGGAGGAUGAAAUCAGAAGCAAGGAUGCUUCUGAUGGAGUUGGAGAGGACUCUAAUUCUAGUGUGGAAAUCCAGGAGUGCCCCAUUAACAAUGGUAAUAAUAAUAAGACCCUGAAGAAUGCAGACAAAGUUCAGAUAUUAAACUUGCGCAGAAAUCUCAACCAGCUUGACAAUGUAGCCAAAGAAAAGGACGUUACCAUCCAAAAACACAGAGAGAAGCUUAGUGCCUGCCAGCUGCGGCUCGAAAUGCUAACAAAAGAACGAGAGUGCACAGAGACCAAAAUAGAAGAAGGGAAAAAGGCUGGAAAUAUCGCUGCCAUAUUUCGCCUGCAGGCAAUGCACAGACGACUGUGUGCUGAACUGGGGAAUGAAAAGUAUCUCGAAUCGAAAAUUGCUUUGAUGCUGAAAGAAAAUGUGUACGAUAUGUGGCAAAUCGAAAUUGAGCAGGAGAAAUUUGGAAGCCUCCGGGAGCAACUUGAGCAAGAUGAGGAGGAAUUAGAGAGACAGUGCAAAGAGCGGGCAGAACAGAGAAUUCAGAAAGAAAAGGCUGUGGCCCGGCUAGCAGAACGAAAACAGCAGGUUGGAAAAAAAAAAGAAAUGGAAGCCUGGGAGGAGUAUGAGAGAAGACAUCAAAAAGAAGUCGAAGAUGCACACCGGAAUCGUGAGAAAGCAGUCCAGUUUCUGAAAAAAUCUAUGUCAAGAGUUCGUCAGAAAGAAGCAAAGGAAGAACUGAAAACUUGGGAGCAUAUGGAAAAAAGGAUGCAAGCUGUGCUGUCCCUGAAAAACAAUAUAACUUCCAAUAGGGAAAAACUUCGAGCCCUCCAGGUGAGAGACAGAGCAAAGGCUCUUGAGGCAAAAAAGCAAGAGCUGAAGAUGAGAGCGGCUAUUGUGGCAGAAGGAGGUGAUGUCACCAAGGAGAUUUUUCUCCAUAAACAAUGUGUGGAGUUAGAAAGACAGAAGCAAGAAUUUACUGAACAACAGAAAUCUAAAAAAAUUGAGAUUAUAGCUCAGAUUUUGGAAGAGGAAGCUUAUGCGAAGAAACAUCAAGCUCGGGCCAACACGCUUAGGAGUCGAGGUAAACUUCCAGAUUCCUUACGGUGGAGAAUCAAAACAUGGCAGUACAUUGAGAAUGCCUGUGAAGAUCCAGCUACAGCAGUACUGCAGAAGUCUUGGCGAACUCCAUCAGCUUGCUCCUCAGUUGAUGACAAAUCUAGUUCUGUGGCAGAUUUUUCUGAAAAAGCAUCACAAGAUUCAAUCCAUGAAAAUGAUGAAGAGGAUGAUGAAGAGGCAAAUAAAACUCUAGUAAAGCCAGAGUUUACAGGACUUUGGAGUCAAGACUGUAACUUAUACAAGGUGCCAAAAGAUGAAACAGAUCCAAAGCCACUAGGUGCAAGUAAAAUGGAAAGAAAGAUUUUCACUGAAAACUUGGAGAAACUCAGAAGUGGAAUUAUUCACAAACAAGUUGUGUCUGGUCAUGAAUUUAAGGGAUGUCCUUUUUAUAGCAAACCAAGUCUCAUUCACUUCAAGGAUUUUGAUGUUGGUAGAACCUACAAAAAGAAGAUAAUUUUGAUAAAUGCAUCUUACAGUGUUAACUUCUGCAAGCUGGUGGGAGUGAGUGAGCAUCUCAAGGAUUUCAUCAGUAUUCACUUUGAUCCACCUGGCCAGAUGUCUGCUGGAAUGUCAUGUGAAGUGGUGGUAACAUUUAAACCAAUGAUAAAUGAAGUUCUAGAAGGAAAAGUCACAUUUUUGGCUCAGAAUGGUUCUUUUUCCAUUCCUUUGAAGUGUACAAUCAAGAGAUGUGUUCUGGCACUAGAUAAAGAGCUCAUUGACUUUGGCACUCAUGUGGUGGGAGAGACAAUUUCACGGACCAUCAUCCUGACAAAUCAGGGAGCUCUGGGAACAAGAUUCAAACUUCAGACAUCAGCGGGUGACAAUGGCACACACACAGCAGUGAAAUCUUCCCUCGAAAAAAUGGUUAAUCCAGCUUUAAAUGACAUCAUCUCUGAAGAGAAAGCCAGCAGCAGUCCUGCAGAAUCAUCCAUAUCUGAAAACAAGGACCAAGUUUCUCCUGUUCAUACUGAAGAAGUUACCCAACAUAUAAGUCUUCCUGAAAGCCAGAAGACUGAAACCAGCCUGGGCAGCAGCCAUGUAGAACAACAUAGUCGAGAUACAUUAAAUGUCGAGGCAGAUCUAGAGGCAGAAAAAGCACAAAGCCCAUCAGAGCCACCAUCUGAAGGACCAGUUGAAAUUACACUGGGGAAGGUUACAGAAGGUGAAAUUGGACCCUUCAGCUCAGUCAAACUUCAGAUUAUUUUUACCCCAUCCAUCCCUGGGGAUGUACAUGCUGAGUUUGAGAUAGCAUUUGACAACCCAGACUGCAAACCACUACACUUUUGUGUCAUUGGAGUCUCUGUUGAUGUGCCUGUUUGGGUGACCAAUCCAAAUGUUGAUCUAAAAAUCUGUAUGUACGAUCGGCUCUACCAGGAUUCUAUCAUCAUUAGAAGCAGAGCAAAAGCUGCUCUACGCUUGAAGUUUGAAGUAUGCAAAGAACUGAGCAACCACAUGGAGCUUCUUCCGAAAACAGGUUACAUUCAAGCCCUGUCAACCUUCAGUGUGCAGCUGAAGUUCCUUCCCAGGCACUCUCUCCCAGAAGAUGCAGAAAAAUAUUUUGACACAGAAACCAGGGUUCUGGAAGUUCCAAUGACAAUAACAGUUGCUGAUAAGACUAAGCCAGUUGAAUUUAUUGUCCAUGCAAUUGUUACUACUUCUGAUUUGGAAAUCAGUCCAGCUGAAGUGAAUUUUGGUUACUGUACUAUCUGUGAAGCUGUUCAGACAACCAUCACUCUAACAAAUAAAUCCAUCCUGCCACAAGAGUUUGGAUUUGUUGGACUCCCUGAGUUUGUAGAAAUUCAACCGAGUGAUGGAUUUGGAAUGCUCCUUCCCCUGGAAAGCCUGAAACUGGACAUUAUCUUCAAAGCCAACAAGGCAAAGGAAUACAGUUUUGAGCUGACCUGCAAGUCAGAGAUAAAUAGACAAUUCAAGCUGUCAUGCAAAGCAGUUGGAGUCCACCCACCUCUUGAGUUGUCUCAUUCCUUAGUCAAGUUUGCAGCAACAGCUUUAAAUGAUGUAUCUACAGCAACACUGUAUGUGGUAAAUUCACAUGUGAGCCUCAACCGCUUUACUCAUGCUGUCCCAAGGAUCGGCAAUGGGGAAACUGCCCCUGUUGGACCAACUUCCUUUGAAUUCCUCGUGCCAGAAGAGUCUCCGGUGACAAUUAUGCCUUCUGUUGGAACAGUUUUGCCGGGGAAGAAAUGCUUGAUACAAGUAUACUUCAGACCAGUGUUGUCAGAGCAGCUAAUCAGAGAAGAGGCCGUUCAGAUGCUGUGCAGGGCUGAUACACAAAGGACGAUGUUGAAGAAGAUUCGUGAAUCAGACAUGCAAAAGAGAAAAGACGAAACCCUGUCAGGGAAGAAAGAUGGAAAGAAAUCAAGUUUUGCCAUUUUCAGACAGCCUUCGAGGGUCAGAGGCAGUAAACAUGGAGCUAACAGUGCUUUUGAGCCACCAAAACCAGAAGAAAUAAAAACCAAUUCUGAAGAAUAUAUUGCAGCUCAGUAUUCCCUGAUUAGGAAUUUCACAGGAAAGUUUGAGCGAUACAUCAUACCUUGCUUUGUUGCAAGUGGAGAUAUUGAUGAAAAGAAAGGAUCUGAAAAUCUAAAGUACAGUCCUCAUAACACCUUGUACUUAGAGUUGCAUUGUCCUGCUGUAGCACCAUCUGUUGUGGUCACUUCAAAUAAUGGAAAAAACAUCAUCAACUUUGGGGAGGUCGCAGUAGGUCACAGAUUAAUCAAACAAAUUACAGUACAGAACAUCUCCCAGGAGCAGCUAGCACUAGGAUUCUCCAUCCUAAAUCCCAAUGGGCCCUUCCUAUUGGUCAGUCCAGUUGGUACUGUUGAGCCAGGGGAAAACCAGUUUCUCUUCAUUUCUUUUUGUCCAAAUGAGAGUAAAGUGUUCUUUGAAACUCUGGACAUCCGGAGCAUAAAAGCCACCUUGACCCUCAGUAUUGUUGGCCAAGGAGUGGCACCAUCAAUUGCUUGUUCUGUGGACGGAGAAGUGCUCAAUAUGGGAUACGUCAUAGCCAAAGAGAAGGUCUCUUCCACGUUCAAGAUACAGAACACUUCCACUCUGCCCCUGCAAUACUCCAUCAAACUAGCAUCACUCUCACUAACAAGGGAACAAGAGCAGCAGAGACUUCCCUUCUUCAUCACAUCUUCCCCAGGAAGGACAGACUCUGUUGGUACACAGAACUACAGUGGUUUAAGUGUGUUCAGUGUAUUUCCAGUAGAGGGCGUAAUUGAGCCUGGGAAGUAUCAGGAUUUCACUGUUACCUUCAGUCCGGACCACGAAAGUUUGUAUUAUUGUGACUGCCUCAAGGUUGUUCUCUUUGGCAAGGAAAUAGCUCGUGUGAUCUGGCUGAAGGGUGCUGCGAGAAACCAUAUGAUGUUUGUGGAAGGUGGGGAUCCCUUGGAUGUACCCAUAGAGUCUUUGGCUGUGACAUCACCUAUGUCUGAAGAUGCAGUAAAAGGAGAGCAGGAAGAAUCAGCAAAGUCCAUCCUCCUGAGCCUGGAGUACAUCCAGGCAGAGACCUCUGGGACUCCGGCAGUAAGGGAGCUGAAAAUCGGGGCUAUACGGACAGCUCAGUUUGUAUCAAAGAAGAACGUAGAGUUCAGUUUGGAUAACCUACCACUCCUUCAGCAGAAGGGAUUUACCAUUGAGCCUGUUAAAGGAACGGUUGAUCGUGGUCAAAUAAAAUCCAUCAGUGUUUCCUGGGUGCCACCUGCUGACUUUGAUCCAGAUCACCCUUUGAUGGUGGCAGCUAUACUGACCUUAAAAGGAGACAUUAAAGAAUCUUACAAAGUGCUCUUCAUAGCCAGAGUGGUGUCCACAUGAACUCCCACUGAGUGAAGCUAAACCGGGUGAAGAAUCACUGAGGCUUGCUCAAGCUGUUAAUUCGUUAUCAGAUCUCAGAACGUAAGGAGCUCGUGCAAGAGACUGCGGAGAUCAUUUUCAUUUGUACAUGCAAAUAUGUAAUUGCUGCAAAAACAUUUCUGCUUUUGUGUGCACUCUAAGAGCAAUAGCUUUCGUGCUGAAUUUCUUCAAAGAUUGGCUUUAAGGGGUGUAGAACAAGACAUGGAGAGCACAGAAAAGAUGGCUGAUAAUGUAUUAUCCUAGUUAUGGGCCAACUCCUGAGAGAUACCAUGCAUCUACUACUGCUCUGAACUCCAGUCUCAGCUCAGACCCAGAGUCUGAAAGGUAUUAAGUAUUGUUGUGCCUAAAGGAUUUAGGAGCCUAAACUCAUUUUCAAAAGGAAUUUAGGCAUGUCAGAGUCUAAAUCCCAUCCAUUGUUAACAUAGUAUUGACUCCUAAGUAGCUAUAUCCCUUUAGGAAAUGAGACUUGAGCCUGUCAAUGCCUAAAUACCUUUAUAAAACUGGGCCUCAGGGCAGGGACUUUUUUCCUGUCAGCACGUGUAAGUUUAUAAACAUAUUUUUCCAGUUGAUCCAAUUUUUUGUGGUAAAUGGUUAAAAUAAACAUACAAAACCAGCA